AUGCACGUGGUACGGUCGUUAAACGGCGAAGAUGUUAGUUGGCCCCCUCGGGACCUGGGCGCCAGGCACAAAAGUGAGCACCGCAAUGGGCGGACUUCCCUCACGCGGGCGGGGCAACAACCGCUCCACGGCCGCACGCCUCCGCGAGGAGUAUCCGCCUGGCGGCGGCCCCCCGCCCCUCCCCCCGCAGCGGGAAAGGGCAAAACAAGGCGACCGCAGUUCGGCCUGGCGGACGCAUCUUCCCACCCCGGACGGGCCCCCAGCAAAGUGGCUGGCCCGCAGACCAACCCGCGCCAGUCCGGCUCCCUUCGUGAACGCAGAAAGUGGCCGUCGUUAGGCCACGCGGCGCACCAUCCGCGCGGAGAUGCCCUGUGA
This is a messenger RNA of Trypanosoma conorhini, 375 nucleotides long. RefSeq lists its product as uncharacterized. Lineage: Eukaryota; Euglenozoa; Kinetoplastea; Trypanosomatida; Trypanosomatidae. The coding region runs from base 1 to 375 and encodes 124 amino acids. The transcript has a single exon. The record is from RefSeq and is a predicted model, not a curated record.